UGGACUGUGACUAGAUAUGAUGACAUCCACGGAUAUUCUUUAAACUAUUUUCUAUGAGUUUUUAGAUGAAUAAAUUUUCCCAAGUUGCUAAUUAUAAAUAAAGAAAUAUAAUCUCGUAAUAUUAAUUGAAAUAAACCCCGAUCGUAAAUUCAUAAAACGGUAUAAAGAAAUUAAGAUUAGCAAGCACAAUCCCAAUGUUGUGCUACUUCCAAAACCAUGGUAACCAGUGGUUUACACGCAAAUUACAAUUAUCACGGUAUUAAAAUAAUAACAAAUUUGUUAUUAAUAUUGUGCAAUUAUACAGGAAAACGAUGAUUUUAAGCAGAUCGAAGCCUGCUCUUCAAACUGUCAAUGACUACACUAAAGAAUCUGGAAAAAGUAAUGUUAAACCAUCAUCACCCUUUGAGGAUUAUCUGAAAAAGAGGGAUUAUUCAGGAGCUAUUACUUUAUUAAAGUUCAAUCAUUUUCCUGAAAGCAAGAAAGCCACAGUAGAUGAGUGGUUAGCAUUUUGUGCAUUUCAUAGAGGAGAUUACAAAAAAACCUUAAGUAUCUACAAAAAUCUUUUAUCUGUUAAUCCAGAAACGGAGAAUUAUUUAGUAAAUGCAGCAUGUUGUUUAUUCUACUUAGGCAUGUACGAAGAGUCUAAAGAACUUUUGCAAACAGCUCCUCAGAGUGGAUUAAAGACUAGACUUAACUUCCAUCUCUCCCAUAAAUUAAGGGACGAGGCAACUCUAAUGGAAUAUCACCAACAACUUCAGGAUAUUUUAGAAGAUCAACUUAGUUUGGCAGCAAUUCAUUAUUUGAGAGCUCAUUAUCAAGAAGCCAUUGACAUUUACAAAAGAUUACUUUUACAAAAUAGAGAAAACAUCGCUUUGAACGUAUAUGUAGCACUUUGCUAUUACAAACUGGACUAUUACGAUGUUUCACAAGAGGUUCUUGGAAUGUACCUUAACAGAUAUCCUGAUUCGGUGAUAGCUACUAAUUUAAAGGCGUGUAACACUUUUCGUCUUUAUAACGGAUCUGCAGCAGAAAAUGAGCUCAAAAAUAUAAUAGAUCAAAGUAAUCAUGUUGGUUUUGGAUAUGACUUGUUGAAACACAAUAUGGUAGUUUUUAGGGAUGGAGAGGGAGCCAUGCAAGUAUUUCUUUCAUUGCUAGACGUAGUGCCAGAAGCCAGAUUAAAUUUGGUCAUACACUAUCUGAAAAAUAAUGAUAUUAAGGAAGCGUUUGACUUACUAAAGGGUCUACAGCCCGCCGUUCCACAGCAAUAUAUUUUAAAAGGUGUCGUCAAUGCUGCUCUUGGACAAGAACUGAAUUCCAUGGAACAUAUAAAAAUAGCAGAAGAAUGUUUUCAUUUAGUUGGUAGUUCUACCAGCGAAUGUGAUACUAUUCAUGGAAGACAGUGUAUGGCAGCGGCCUUUUUUCUUGCUAACCAAUUUGAAGAUGUACUGGUCUAUUUAACAUCUAUCAAAAGUUAUCUACAUUCAGAUGAUACUUUUAACUUUAAUUUCGGGCAAGCCAAAGCAGCUUGUAAUCAAUCAAAAGAAGCCGAAGAAAUAUUCCUCUUGAUCAGUGAUCCUCGGAUUAAGAAUGAUUACGUCUACAAUUCGAAUUUAUGCAGAUGCUACAUAAUGAACGAUAAGGCACAACAAGCUUGGGAACUAUAUAACAAAAUGGACAAUAACUCGGACAAUUUUAAUUUGUUGCUCUUAAUAGCCAACGACUGUUACAGAAUGGGAGAUUUUUGGUAUGCAGCUAAAGCGUUUGAUCUGCUAGAUAAAAUUGAACCUAAUCCAGAGUUUUGGGAAGGAAAACGAGGAGCCAUUGUUGGUGUAUUUCAGGGCGUUAUAGCAAAGAGAUUCCCAGUGGAUAUGUUAGGCGACAUUUUACAACUUCUUAGAAGCUCAACUUCACACCAAGCCGAUCAAAUUGCCAGUGUGAUAAGAAAAUGGGCAAAAGAGCAACGUUUAAGUGUAAAUUAAUUUUAAGUGAAAUUAAAAAAUAUCACCACUUA
Diabrotica virgifera virgifera (western corn rootworm) is the source of this 2011-nucleotide messenger RNA. It is a transcript of the gene Ttc26, whose product is annotated as intraflagellar transport protein 56. Gene Ontology annotation, biological process: intraciliary anterograde transport; intraciliary transport involved in cilium assembly. Gene Ontology annotation, molecular function: protein binding; intraciliary transport particle B binding. The record is from RefSeq and is a predicted model, not a curated record. NCBI's taxonomy places the organism in Eukaryota, Metazoa, Arthropoda, Insecta, Coleoptera, Chrysomelidae. The transcript is spliced from 10 exons. Bases 312 to 1979 code for a protein of 555 amino acids. Gene Ontology annotation, cellular component: ciliary base; intraciliary transport particle B; ciliary basal body.